Cheilinus undulatus (humphead wrasse) is the source of this 1817-nucleotide messenger RNA. RefSeq names its product myosin-11-like. The transcript has 2 exons. Lineage: Eukaryota; Metazoa; Chordata; Actinopteri; Labriformes; Labridae. The record is from RefSeq and is a predicted model, not a curated record. Bases 126 to 1799 code for a protein of 557 amino acids.
GAGAGAUGGAGGUCAGAGUGACGGAGGUCAGAGUGACGGAGGUCAGAGAGAUGGAGGUCAGAGUGACGGAGGUCAGAGUGACAGAGGUCAGAGAGAUGGAGGUCACAGAGAUGAAGGUCUGAGUGAUGAAGGUCAGUGAGAUGGAGGUCAGAGUGAUGGAGGUCAGUGAGAUGGAGGUCAGAGGGAUGGAGGUCAGUGAGAUGGAGGUCAGAGUGAUGAAGGUCAGUGAGAUGGAGGUCAGAGUGGUGGAGGUCAGUGAGAUGGAGGUCAGUGAGAUGGAGGUCAGAGUGAUGGAGGUCAGAGUGACGAAGGUCAGUGAGAUGGAGGUCAGAGUGGUGGAGGUCAGUGAGAUGGAGGUCAGAGUGAUGGAGGUCAGAGUGACGAAGGUCAGUGAGAUGGAGGUCAGAGAGAUGGAGGUCAGAGUGAUGGAGGUCAGAGUGACGAAGGUCAGUGAGAUGGAGGUCAGAGUGAUGGAGGUCAGAGUGACGAAGGUCAGUGAGAUGGAGGUCAGAGUGAUGGAGGUCAGAGUGACGAAGGUCAGUGAGAUGGAGGUCAGUGAGAUGGAGGUCAGAGUGAUGGAGGUCAGAGUGACGAAGGUCAGUGAGAUGGAGGUCAGUGAGAUGGAGGUCAGAGUGGUGGAGGUCAGUGAGAUGGAGGUCAGAGUGAUGGAGGUCAGAGUGAUGGAGGUCAGAGAGAUGGAGGUCAGAGUGAUGGAGGUCAGAGUGACGAAGGUCAGUGAGAUGGAGGUCAGAGUGAUGGAGGUCAGAGUGAUGGAGGUCAGUGAGAUGGAGGUCAGAGUGGUGGAGGUCAGUGAGAUGGAGGUCAGAGUGAUGGAGGUCAGAGUGAUGAAGGUCAGUGAGAUGGAGGUCAGAGUGGUGGAGGUCAGUGAGAUGGAGGUCAGUGAGAUGGAGGUCAGAGUGAUGGAGGUCAGAGUGACGAAGGUCAGUGAGAUGGAGGUCAGAGUGGUGGAGGUCAGUGAGAUGGAGGUCAGUGAGAUGGAGGUCAGAGUGAUGGAGGUCAGAGUGACGAAGGUCAGUGAGAUGGAGGUCAGAGAGAUGGAGGUCAGAGUGAUGGAGGUCAGAGUGACGAAGGUCAGUGAGAUGGAGGUCAGAGUGAUGGAGGUCAGAGUGACGAAGGUCAGUGAGAUGGAGGUCAGAGAGAUGGAGGUCAGAGUGAUGGAGGUCAGAGUGACGAAGGUCAGUGAGAUGGAGGUCAGAGUGAUGGAGGUCAGAGUGACGAAGGUCAGUGAGAUGGAGGUCAGUGAGAUGGAGGUCAGAGUGAUGGAGGUCAGAGUGACGAAGGUCAGUGAGAUGGAGGUCAGUGAGAUGGAGGUCAGAGUGAUGGAGGUCAGUGAGAUGGAGGUCAGAGUGGUGGAGGUCAGUGAGAUGGAGGUCAGAGUGAUGGAGGUCAGAGUGAUGGAGGUCAGUGAGAUGGAGGUCAGAGUGGUGGAGGUCAGUGAGAUGGAGGUCAGAGUGGUGGAGGUCAGUGAGAUGGAGGUCAGAGUGGUGGAGGUCAGUGAGAUGGAGGUCAGAGUGAUGGAGGUCAGUGAGAUGGAGGUCAGUGAGAUGGAGGUCAGAGUGGUGGAGGUCAGUGAGAUGGAGGUCAGAGUGGUGGAGGUCAGUGAGAUGGAGGUCAGAGUGAUGGAGGUCAGAGUGAUGGAGGUCAGUGAGAUGGAGGUCAGUGAGAUGGAGGUCAGAGUGAUGGAGGUCAGAGAAAUGGAGGUCAGAGUGAUGAAGGUCAGAGUGAUGGAGGUCAGAGUGAUGGAGGUCAUGCUAACACUGAUGCUAACACUGAUAUAAACACAUAGAUGCUAACAC